Messenger RNA from Dromiciops gliroides (monito del monte), 936 nucleotides. RefSeq names its product olfactory receptor 1030-like. The record is from RefSeq and is a predicted model, not a curated record. Gene Ontology annotation, molecular function: G protein-coupled receptor activity; odorant binding; olfactory receptor activity. Bases 1 to 936 code for a protein of 311 amino acids. The transcript has a single exon. NCBI's taxonomy places the organism in Eukaryota, Metazoa, Chordata, Mammalia, Microbiotheria, Microbiotheriidae. Gene Ontology annotation, cellular component: membrane. Gene Ontology annotation, biological process: G protein-coupled receptor signaling pathway; sensory perception of smell.
AUGGCCCGAGGAAAUCGUACCAUUGUGACAGAAUUUGUCCUCAUGGGAUUCACAGAUCAUCCAGAGCUUCAGGUUCCCCUAUUUGUAGUGUUCCUAGCAAUUUACCUCAUCACUCUCAUUGGAAACCUUGGAAUGAUUCUCCUAAUCAGGCUUGAUUCACGACUUCAUGUUCCCAUGUAUUACUUCCUUAGCCACCUUGCCUUCAUUGAUGUCUGUUACUCCUCUUCCAUUGGGCCCAAGAUGCUACAAAACUUAAUUGUGAAGAAGAAAACCAUUUCCUUCUCAGGAUGCUUCGCACAGCUGUACUUCUCAAGUGCUUUUGCCACAACAGAGUGUUUCCUCUUGGCCACAAUGGCCUAUGAUCGCUAUAUGGCUAUUUGUAACCCUUUGAUUUACACAGCCAUCAUGACCAAAAGGGUCUGUAGUGAGUUGGUAAUUGGUGUCUAUACCUAUGGUUUCCUCAACUCAAUAAUACAGACCAUCCUGACUUUCCAGUUAUCCUUUUGUGAUUCCAACAUUAUCCAUCACUUCUACUGUGCUGACCCACCACUCCUGGCACUUUCCUGUUCAGACACUCACUCUAAGGAGAAACAGCUCUUGAUCUUCUCUGCUUUGAAUCUCACUAGUUCCCUUCUGACGGUUCUUGUUUCCUAUAUUUGCAUCCUGGUUUCUAUCCUGAAGAUCCAUUCCUCAGAAGGGAAGUGCAAAGCCUUCUCCACCUGUGCCUCCCACCUGACGGUGGUCAUCAUCUUCUAUGGGACUCUCUUCUUCAUGUACCUCCGGCAACCAAAAGCAGGAAAUGCCUGGAAAUACAACAAAGUGGUCUCGGUGUUUUAUAGCCUUGUCAUUCCCAUGCUAAACCCACUGAUCUACAGCUUCAGGAAUACGGAAGUGAAGGAUACUCUGAAAAAAAUCCUAGAGGGUAAAAGGUCCUAA